Molecule: messenger RNA, 1087 nt
Organism: Cloeon dipterum
Lineage: Eukaryota; Metazoa; Arthropoda; Insecta; Ephemeroptera; Baetidae
Gene: Oscillin
Product: glucosamine-6-phosphate isomerase Oscillin
Exons: 6
Coding region: 167-976 (269 amino acids)
Biological process (GO): N-acetylglucosamine catabolic process; carbohydrate metabolic process; N-acetylneuraminate catabolic process
Cellular component (GO): cytoplasm
Molecular function (GO): glucosamine-6-phosphate deaminase activity; identical protein binding
Source: RefSeq, a predicted model, not a curated record
GCGUGGCGGCUGUCAUGCAAACAAGAUCUCUGUAUCUGAACGCCUUUUUAUUUUGUGGGCCAUUGAGUAAUCUCUGACGAGAGAGAGAGGGAGAUCGUUGACCCGAGGCACAGUCAAAGAGAUUUGGCAGAUUGUUAGUUUUGCAAGCAGUAGUCCGUGCAGAAAGAUGCGUCUCGUGAUCCAGGACAACGCGAGCGAGGUGUCCGACUGGGCCGCCAGAUAUGUCAUGCGAAAGAUCAACGACUUCGGUCCUUCGGACGAUCGCUUUUUCGUCCUUGGCUUGCCCACCGGUGGCACGCCAUUGGGCAUGUACAAAAAGCUGAUCGAGUUGUUCAAAGAUGGCAAAGUGUCCUUUAAAUACGUCAAAACAUUCAACAUGGAUGAGUAUGUCGGACUGCCACGAAACCACCCUGAGAGCUACCACUACUACAUGUUUGAAAAUUUCUUCAAGCAUAUUGACAUCGACCCCAAGAAUGUGCACCUGUUGGACGGUAACGCGCCCAAUCUGGAAAAGGAAUGCGUCGAAUAUGAAGAGAAAAUCAAACAAUCCGGAGGCAUCGAUUUAUUUGUUGGAGGCAUCGGCCCUGACGGGCACAUCGCUUUCAACGAGCCUGGCUCGUCGCUGGUCUCGCGCACCAGGGUCAAAACUCUGGCCCAGGACACUCUGGAGGCCAACGCGCGCUUCUUCAACAAUGACAUUUCCAAAGUGCCUAAGCAAGCUCUCACCGUUGGGGUUGGAACCGUCAUGGACGCCCGAGAGGUAAUGAUCUUGAUCACUGGGGCCAACAAGGCGUUCGCCCUGUACAAGGCCAUCGAGGAGGGCGUGAACCACAUGUGGACCGUGUCUGCUUUCCAGCAGCACCCACGGACCCUGUUCAUCUGUGAUGAAGACGCCACUCUGGAGCUUCGCGUCAAAACUGUGAAAUAUUUCAAGAAUUUGUGGAGUGUGCACAGCAAGUUGGUGGACACGAUCUGACUGAACUAACUCAUUCCCAAAAAUAUUAUGUCUUAUUCCAUUCCUUCCGCGUGAAAAGUUUAUGUUUUCUUGUUGAGUAAUAAAAGGCUUUACUGGGCAUGUUAUUUUAAA